ACUAACAUCAAUUUUUUGCCGCCUUGACGUCAAUUUGUAGCCGUAACUUUCCGUCAAGUUGCAGUAAAUUGCCUUUCUGGUAAAAUGACAGCUUAUAUCCAUUUCUAUUUCAUAGUUGGUCUGUUUUGGUCACUGUAGACUUCUGCCCGCCAUCUUGAAAUGUUUUUAAGUUUAGUAAAUGUAUAUAUUUAUAUUCAAUCCAAGUAUCAAUAAAUUGAUUUAAUUAACAUAAUUAAUUAUAACUGAACUGAGUAAUUAACUUAAAAUAUAUAUAAACUAUACACAUAUAUUCUAUUUUAAUCACAAUAAAUGUUUUAUAAAUAGAAAUUUAAAAUUAACCAAUAAAGUUUAAUAGACUAUAACUUAUUUGUACAUACAUAUAUAUAAACAUAUACAUACAUAUACAAAUAUCUAUAUGUAUGGAAUACUUUGUAUGUAAAUAUAUUUUAAAUAAUAAAUUUCUAAAAAUGUCGAUGAAAUUUAAGUUUUGUUGAAUUACUGAGUUGUAAUUUUGUAUAUCGCGUAUAUUGGAGUGACAAAAUGAUGAAAGGGUGGACCUGACUUUAAAUGUAAUAUUAAAUACUGUGAUUAUUGAUAAUUUUACAUUUAUUGUAAGAUAACAUCUGAUAAUUUAGUAAAAAUGGGCAAACAAAAUGGGUCAUGUUGGUGGUGCGUUAAAGCAUUUAAAUGGGUACCAGUCAUAUUUAUUCUUACAAUUGUGUUCUGGUCUUACUAUGCAUAUGUAGUACAGUUAUGCUACUAUACUAUCGACAGCUAUAUUCAAAAAACUUUCUAUUUGAUAUUUUUCCAUGUAUUUUUCGCCAUGUUUUUAUGGUCUUAUUGGAAAACAGUCUUUACAGAUUUAAUUUCUGUUCCCGAAGUGUUCAAAGUUCCUCUAUCAGAAGUGGAAAAGUUGCAACAAGCACAAAGUGAAGAAGCGCAGUGUGCAAUACUCGAAAGAAUCGGACAAAAUUUGCCGGUUACUAAUCGAACAAUCAGAGGAGCAAUUCGGUUUUGUGAUAAAUGCCAGUUAAUAAAACCCGAUCGUGCUCAUCAUUGCAGCGUAUGCCGCGCAUGUGUACUAAAGAUGGAUCAUCAUUGUCCUUGGGUUAAUAAUUGCGUUGCUUACCACAACUAUAAAUUUUUCAUAUUAUUUUUGGGAUAUGCAUUAAUUUAUUGUGUCUUCAUCGCCAGUACGACUUUACAAUAUUUUAUUCAUUUUUGGAAGGGUGAAUUAGAUGGCAUGGGAAAGUUCCAUAUAUUAUUUUUAUUCUUCAUCGCACUGAUGUUUGCAGUCAGUUUAAAUUCUUUGUUCUUUUAUCAUUGUUACCUGAUUUUACACAACAGAUCAACGUUAGAGGCAUUUAGACCGCCAAUGUUCCGAAUGGGCAAAGAUAAAGAUGGAUUUAAUAUUGGAAAAUACAAUAAUUUCCAAGAAGUAUUUGGCGAAAAUAAAAAGCUUUGGUUUCUUCCUGUAUUUACAAGUCUUGGAAAUGGAGUGGUCUAUCCAGUACGCGCACAACAUCAAGUUCCGAAUACUUACAACUCAAUGGGCAGUACGCAAAACAGGUGUGACCUUGAGAUGAGAAUGGUAGAAGAAGCAACUAUUCUUGCCUUUGGUGCUGGUACUGCUGUUGUAGGACCUUUAGUGGAAGCCAGCCAACCUUUGGUGAAUUCGAUCGAAAUUGUUUGAAAUUCAUUUUAAAUAUUCAGCAUCAAAUACCAAUUUUUUUCGUGUGUAUCAUAAUGAAAAUUUCCUAUAUCUUUUAUAGCAGCUAAUCAAUCUUUACAUUUUUUAAAUUAAGAUAUUACUUAACAAUACGAUUAUUAUAAAUUUUAUUUGUAAAAGUGAUUUUGUUUUUUAAUUGAACAAACUCAGAAUUAAUUAGUUUUUUUACUUUCUAUAAAAAAUUC
Messenger RNA from Microplitis demolitor, 1914 nucleotides. RefSeq names its product palmitoyltransferase ZDHHC15B. Bases 641 to 1693 code for a protein of 350 amino acids. Lineage: Eukaryota; Metazoa; Arthropoda; Insecta; Hymenoptera; Braconidae. Gene Ontology annotation, biological process: protein targeting to membrane; peptidyl-L-cysteine S-palmitoylation; synaptic vesicle maturation. Gene Ontology annotation, molecular function: protein-cysteine S-palmitoyltransferase activity. The record is from RefSeq and is a predicted model, not a curated record. The transcript is spliced from 10 exons. Gene Ontology annotation, cellular component: endoplasmic reticulum; Golgi apparatus.